Messenger RNA from Triticum aestivum (bread wheat), 1843 nucleotides. Its product is annotated as potassium channel AKT3. Gene Ontology annotation, molecular function: protein binding; voltage-gated potassium channel activity. The record is from RefSeq and is a predicted model, not a curated record. NCBI's taxonomy places the organism in Eukaryota, Viridiplantae, Streptophyta, Magnoliopsida, Poales, Poaceae. Gene Ontology annotation, cellular component: membrane. Gene Ontology annotation, biological process: transmembrane transport; potassium ion transport.
GCAAGCCACUGGCGCAACGAUCGACCGCCCGCGCGUCUCGCCGCCGCGAGCGAAACCUGGGCAUCGCGUCGCCGUCGCCGUCGCAUGCAAAGGCUCGCCGCCGGCGCCGGUCACGUGACCGCGGCCGUACGUUUCGAAGGACAGGCGCACGAUGACGUCCGGGUCCUGGUGCGCGCCGUGGGGCCGGGGCGGCGGGGUCCAGUCUCGCGGCGAAAGCGGCGGCGGCCGGUUCAGCGUCUUCACGGCGAUCCUCCCGUCGCUGGGCGCGCAGCACAGCCACAGCUUCAGACGGACCAGUGUCCGGCGCUGGGUCGUGUCCCCCUACGACCCUCGCUACCGGCUGUGGGACAGCUACCUCGUCUGCCUCGUGCUCUACUCCGCGUGGGUGUCCCCUUUCGAGUUCGGCUUCCUCCAGAACCCCCACGGCGCGCUGGCCAUCGCCGACAACACCGUCAACGUCUUCUUCGCCAUGGACAUCGUCCUCACCUUCUUCGUCGCCUACACCGACAAGAGGACCUACCUGCUCGUUGACGAGCCCGCCAAGAUCGCCUGGCGCUACGCCAGCACCUGGCUCGUCCUGGACGUCGCCUCCACCGUGCCCACCGAGCUCUCCCGCCGGAUCCUCCCUCCCGACCUCCGAACCUACGGCGUCUUCGGCAUGCUCCGCCUCUGGCGACUCCGGCGCGUCGGUGCCCUCCUGUCCCGCAUGGAGAAGGACCGCAAGUUCAGCUACUUCUGGGUCCGGUGCUCCAAGCUCGUGGCCGUAACGCUCUUCGCCGUGCAUUGCUCUGGGUGCUUCUACUAUCUCCUCGCCGACCGGUACCCGAACCCGGCCGAGACCUGGAUCAGCAUCUCCAUGCCGCACUUCCACACCGAGAGCCUUUGGAACCGCUACGUGGCGUCCAUGUACUGGUCCAUCACCACCCUCACAACUGUGGGCUACGGCGACAUGCACGCCGUCAACUCGAGGGAGAUGCUCUUCACCACCUUCUACAUGCUCUUCAAUCUCGGCCUCACCGCCUACCUCAUCGGCAACAUGACCAACCUCGUCGUCCACGGCACCAGCCGCACCAGGAAAUACAGGGACAAGAUCCAGGCGGCAACGAGCUUCGCGCAGCGGCACGAGCUGCCGAAGCGGCUGCAGGAUCAGAUGAUCUCUCACCUCAGCCUGAAAUUCAGGACGCACUCAGAGGGGCUCCAGCAGCAGGAGACGCUGGACGCGCUGCCCAAAGCAUUAAGGUCCAGCAUCUCGCACCACCUCUUCUUCGGGCUGGUCCAGAACGUCUACCUCUUCCAGGGGGUCUCCAAUGACCUCAUCUUCCAGCUGGUGUCUGAGAUGAGCGCCGGGUACUUUGCGCCGCGGGAAGACGUGAUACUGCAGAACGAAGCGCCCUCGGAUUUCUACAUCAUUGUCACUGGUAGUGUGGAGUUGCUGGAAAUCCAGAAUGGUGCAGAGCAGCUGGCCAGCAUGACCAAGUCCGGCGAAGUCAUCGGCGAGAUCGGGGUCCUGUGCUACAGGCCUCAGCUCUUCACGGCCCGGACAAAGUCCCUGUGCCAGCUCCUGCGCCUGGACCGCGCCAACUUUCUCAAGGUCGUCCAGUCUAAUGUUGGGGAUGCCACCAUAAUCAUGAACAACCUCAUCCAGUACCUCAAGGAACACAAGGGUGACGGCGGGAUCUCUCGCAUCGCCAAGGACAUCGAGCGCAUGCUUGCCACAGGCCAGCUUGAUCUGCCAAUCACGCUCUGCUUCGCGGCGUCCAGAGGAGAUGACUUUCUGAUGCACCAGCUGCUGAAGCGCGGCCUGGACCCCAAUGAGACCGAUAACUGCGGCCGUACAGCACUG